AUGCGUCUCCUCAGCAUUUCUCUACUUUUAGCAUUAUGUGCGAGUGCAAUAGCAGCAGAUUCUCCGGUGGGGAAAACCGAAUCACCUACGGAUACAUCAACCGAGGAGUUAGAAAAUGAUGGCCCGGCACCUACAGUAUUCAAUGGACAGGAGGUACCGCCGCUUCCAGAAAUCGAGGGAGAAAAGUUCAAUGAGACAGUGGCAGAAGGCUAUUGGUUUGUGAAGCAUUAUUCACCGUAUUGUCCACAUUGCAUCGAGAUUGCGCCCACAUGGCAGACCUUACACGAAUUCUACUACACCUCAAAACCCCUCCCUAGUAGCGAUGCAAGCAGCACGCCUACAUCAAUGAACACUUUUACGGCUUUUUACAAGUUCCAUUUCGGGUCCGUUGACUGUAUUGCAUAUGGAUCGCUUUGCUCUGCUCACAACGUUGGAGCCUUCCCAACAUUCAUUCUAUACAAAGAUGGCGAGGAAGUCAAGAGGUUUACUGGCGCUAAGAAGAUCAAACCAAUUAGUGAUUUUGUGGAGGAUACUUUAGAAGCUAUAAGACCAGGCUCGCGGCCAGCGGGGGGCCCCGAAUUGCCCCAACCUGGAGACAAGAAUACGAAGGACUUCCAAGCACCACCAGCAGCAGCAGUCUCAGCGACAGAGCCAGCUGCUACUAAAGCUGCGGAUGACGAGAACUCUAAAGCGGCCGCCUCAGCAAGCACUGGCGCUACCCCCGAGAAGACGAAAGCGGCUCUUAAGGCGACUCCGGUGAAGGGCAAGCCAAAAAAGACAAAGCCCACCUCCAAUCCGAACUCCCUUGGCAAGUCGAUCUCAUUUACAGCAGAGACGUUUCAGAGUGCUGUUACUAUGACCCAGGAUCCUUGGUUCAUCAAAUUCUAUGCUCCGUGGUGCGGACAUUGCCAGGCUAUGGCACCAAAUUGGAUCCAGCUAGCCAAAGAGUUCAAAGGGAAACUCAACAUCGGGGAGGUAAAUUGUGAUGUUGAGUCUCGACUUUGCAAAGACGCCCAUCUUCGAGGCUAUCCAACAAUUCUUUUCUUCCAAGGAGGGGAGCGUGUUGAGUAUGAAGGUCUCCGAGGACUUGGUGAUUUCAUUUCCUAUGCCAACAAAGCAAUUGAUAUUAGUGACGGAGUGAAGGACGUGGAUGCAGUUGAGUUCAAGGAAUUGGAAGAGAAGGAGGAAGUCAUUUUCGUCUACUUCUACGAUCACGCAACUACUAGUGAGGAUUUUGCUGCUCUUGAGCGGCUGACAUUAAGCUUGAUUGGGCAUGCGAAACUCGUAAAGACCAACAGCGCUGCAUUGGCCGAGCGAUUUAAGAUUACUACGUGGCCGAGACUUCUGGUGUCAAGAGACGGCCGUCCAACUUACUACACCGCCCUCGCGCCUCAGGACAUGCGCGACUUCCGCCAAGUCCUUCACUGGAUGCAGUCUGUUUGGCUUCCAAUUGUUCCAGAACUCACUGCAUCGAACUCGCGGGAGAUCAUGGAUGGUAAAUUGGUUGUCCUCGGUAUACUAACCCGUGAAAGACCAGAUGCUUUCGCAGCUGCCAAGAAAGAGAUCAAGAGCGCUGCUCUGGAAUGGAUGGACAAGCAGACGACUGCCUUCCAACGUGAGCGACAGGAAUUGAGAGAUGCUAAGCAAUUGCGAAUUGAAGAGGCAGAAGAUCGAAAUGAUCAACGAGCUCUCAGAGCCGCAAAGAGCAUUCGCAUCAACAUGGACAAAUCCGAGCAGAAGGAGGUCGGAUUCGCAUGGGUUGAUGGUGUCUUCUGGGAAAGAUGGGUACGAUCUACGUACGGUAUUGACGUGUCUAAGGACGGCGAGAAAGUCAUUAUCAACGAUGAAGACCAACGAAGAUACUGGGAUACCACCAUCAGCGGGAACUUCAUCAUGGCCUCGCGUACCUCAAUCCUAGAGACCAUUGGCAAAGUCUCUGUUUCACCUCCUAAAAUCAAACCUAAAACUACCAUCUCAUCAUUUGAGAAAUUCUUCUUUGAUAUUAGGCAUGCUAUUUCAGGACACCCUUUCCUUUCAAUAGGUGUGCUUGCGGGUGUUUUACUGGGCGUGUUAGUGUAUGGAAGAAGACAUCGCCGACAAAGAGGUGGAUUCUUUAGACUGGACGAGAAGGAUGGGUUGUUGGGCGCUAACGGGGCCGGAAAGGUUGAUUAG
Molecule: messenger RNA, 2172 nt
Organism: Glarea lozoyensis ATCC 20868
Lineage: Eukaryota; Fungi; Ascomycota; Leotiomycetes; Helotiales; Helotiaceae
Product: Thioredoxin-like protein
Exons: 3
Coding region: 1-2172 (723 amino acids)
Cellular component (GO): endoplasmic reticulum
Molecular function (GO): protein disulfide isomerase activity
Source: RefSeq, a predicted model, not a curated record